AUGGGGAUUUACAACCAAGGGAAACAGUCGCACACGAUAUACAGAGGUCGGUUCAAACAAUAUGUUUAAAGAGAAUUCUCGACUAAAUCAAUUUUAAUAUUUAAUUCCUUAUAUAUAUUUUGGAUAGAACCUGGAUUGUCAAAAGUCUUUGAGAAGGUAUAGACAUUAGACAGUGAACAUUACUGCAGUUGCAUGCCAUUUUAACACCUUGGUGCAAUAAUACACCAAAUUAAAGACGAGAUCAAGUCUAUUCUGCGCAUGUGUUGUGCGAGGGCCCUCCGAUGUAAACAAUACCAAAAUUUCGAGAGUGUUGUUUCGACAUCUUCUAAAUUGCAACUCUAAUCCAUAUUCAUUUAUAAGCAUAACAUAAAGAUGUUAGAUAUUAACUAAGUGCAUCCUAUCUUAUGAAUAUAGUGUCUUCAAAAUGUAAACUUGACAGCCUCUUUAAGUUACAAGGUUGUUCCAACAAGUCCGAUACAGUCAUGAUAUAACAGUAUUGUCACAACCUUGUGUCGUCAACCUUGUAACAUUCUUGUUAUAUCAUGACUGUAUCGGACUUGUCAGAACAAUCUUGUAACAAGUCUGAUCAUGCCAUCAAGCUUGUUACAAGUUGUUAACAGCUUGUUCCAAACUUAUUACAACAACUGGGAACAAGCAGUGCGAACACAACUUGUCGACAGCUUGUGAACAGAUUUGUAACAAAUUGUUUGCAGACUUGUAACAACUUGUGCGUUUUUACGUGUGUAUGUCAGAAGGUCUUGUGCAUGCUAGUACACACGCAAAAAUCUCCCAUCUUGUAACAAGUUUAGUGCCAACAAGCCGUCAACAAGAUGUAUUCGCACUGCUUGUCACAAGUUGUCAACAAGUUUGGAACAACUUGUUGACAACUUGUAUCAACCUUGUCGAAAUUAUGAGACUUGUUGCAAGGUUGUUCUGACAAUUCUGUCACAUGCUUGAUAUAAAAGAUUGUUACAACCUUGUGUUGACAACCUUGUAACAUCCUUGUUAUAUAAUGGCUGUAACAAACUUGUUAGCACAGUCUUGUAACAAGGCUGAUAAUGCCAUCAAUCUUGUUACAAGUUGUUAACAGCUUGUUUCAAACUUGUUACAACAAACUGGGAACAAGCAAUGCGAACACAACUUGUUAACAGCUUGUGAACAGACAAUACAAAAGCCGUUCUUUAUCCUUGACACAGCCCCUUGACCCUACGUGACGUCAUAUGAACCCUGGAAUUUGGGGUUAGUGUCACUUUAAGUUCCAACACUGAUACAGUGUGUAAUUGUGAUUUUAAGAUGUCAAGACAAUUGAAGGACAAGACAAAGGAAGAUAUGUCCAAAGUACUUGAUUGUUCAUCAUUUCAAAUCAAACCGUUGCAAGCUUGUAUCACAGAAACAACAUUGGAUGAUUUUGAUCUCCCAGAUUCAGGUAAACUUGUGUACUCACUGCCAUCUAGGAAUAAAACAUGGUCUUCCAUUGUAAGUAACGUAAUAAGCUGCCGAGUUUUGUGUCUGAACUACUUGAAAAUAUAUCUCAAACGUGGUAGUCCAGUGUAGGUAGUAUUCGGCAAUAAACUGUCGUGGUUUGUGUCUGAACUACCUGAAAAAGAUAUCUCAAACGUGGUGGUCCAGUGUAGGUAGUAUUCGGCAAUAAAGUGAAUAAACUGUCGUGGUUUGUGUCUGAUCUACCUGAAAAAGAUUUAUAAAAUAACAUGUAUAUAACGCGUGUUCUGAUUGGUCGAAACCCGUGUUUGGAUCAGGCCAUCUAAACACGGAAGACUAUCGUGUUGUUGUUAUUUUAUAAAACAAUUACUUUAUGGUUUCCGUGUUUGGAUGGCCUGAUCCAAACACUUGGGAAUGUUGCUCGAGUUAAGAAAAGCGGGCAAAAUCACUCGCCUUCGGCUCGUGCUUUCGCUCGCUUUUCUUAUCUCUCGCAACAUUCCCGCGUGUUUGGAUCAGGCCAUCCAAACACGGAAACCAUAAAGUAAUUGUAUAAUCUCAAACGCGGUGGUCCAGUGUAGGUACAGUAGUAGUCUACAAUAAGCUGUCGUGGUUUGUGUCUGAACUACGUGAAAAGAUGUCUCAAACGUGGUGGUUCAGUGUAGGUAGUAUGCUUUAUACCUGAUAAAACUCAUUUUCAUUAGUAUUCUUUAUAUAAAGUCAAUCCUCUUUAGUAUUCUUUGUAUAAAGAUUUCUAAUGAGACGGCAUCUAUUGUAGUCGUGUUUUAAGUCAUUAAUUUAUAGCACAUGCCGUGCACUCGCAUUUUAAAUAUGAUAAAACACUCCUACGCGUGCUUUAAAAAGUGUGUCUGAAUUACUUGAAAAAAAAAAUUCAACACUUGAAGUAAGUGUUUCAACACUUGAAGUAAGUGUUUUUUCUUUGAGAUACUUGAUAUCAGAAAAACACGACGAGACUGUUUUUGCAUACGGUGUGAUAAUAAUAUUGUUUACAUGUUCUUUGCCAGGAUCAAGUCAUCAUUCUCCAAAAGAUCUCAUGUGGUAUGUCGUUUUAAGUUCAAUUAUAUAGAGAAUAAUACAUGGGUGCUUGGAAAUACCAGAUUUAUUUUGAGUGUUGAACAUGAUAUCUCACGAGUGAGCGCAUGUUUAUUAUAUAAAGGACAGUCUUUGAAAAGCGAUAAUUUUUACAGAAAAGCGAUAAUUUUCACAUGUGAGAUUAUCAUGAAUAAUCUCACAUGUGAGAUUAUCACUUUUAUCAGGGCUCGAAAUCUCUAUAAAGCACUAUACUUUAUAUAAUAAAACUGUAUAGUAUGUCCUGCUUAGAUGUUUAGCGAGUAACUAUCAAUAAAUGGAAUGGCCCAACUAUAUGAAGCAACACUAGCACUAUUGAGCUUCCAUUUCAAAGAUAAUCUUAUAUUAUUUUGUUUUCCUUUUAAAGUGAUGUUGAUUUGGAUGCAACACGAACAAGUUCGUCUGUGGGAAGGUAAUUUUAAAAAUUGUCACCAACUUUAUUAGGCCAAAAAAACUAUGUGGGUUUCCUAUUUCUUCUUGUAAAAACAUAGCUAGGGAAAGUCGGUUUUAACUUUUUUUAAACCUCUUUUUAAAAUUUUCCUGUUAAGACUUAGGAAGAGAUUAUUUCGUUUGUUUAGUCAGCGCUUCCACAUCCAAAGAUAAAUUUCCUUAAUAUUGCCUGAAAUUUUCCUUUUCCACAAAUAUAUUUUCCUCUAAGUGGAAACACUUGCAAGCAUGAUCCAUUAAAAAAGUUUAGGAUCGGGAUUGCGGCGUCCAAAAGCUAGGUAGGGUCGGGAAACCGGAGACACACAUAUUUUUUGGCCUUAGCGGAGUCCACUUUGAGGUUCAAAUGUUACUACUGUGUAAUAUUUUUAAUUGUGAUGUAAUUGUUUUUUACAGCGCACAUAAUUCUAUCAAUGAACCUAACAAGGUGGAUGACAUCCCUGAAAGAAUGGAAUUAGCCUGUGAAGUAAAUUCAUUUCAGCCUUUGUACUGUAUAUUUCACAUGACGUUAAUAAAUUAGACAGUUACAGCCAUAUCGACUAUUUUUUUAUCCAGACAAGAAGGCCGAAAUCUAUCAUUAUAGCUUAAAUGAGCACCCUUAAAUUGGUAAAGGCCCUGUCACACUAUUGCGUAUGAGAGAAACGUAUGAG
This is a messenger RNA of Paramuricea clavata, 3620 nucleotides long. NCBI's taxonomy places the organism in Eukaryota, Metazoa, Cnidaria, Anthozoa, Malacalcyonacea, Plexauridae. The record is from the annotation of a GenBank genome assembly.